Molecule: messenger RNA, 876 nt
Organism: Dovyalis caffra
Lineage: Eukaryota; Viridiplantae; Streptophyta; Magnoliopsida; Malpighiales; Salicaceae
Source: the annotation of a GenBank genome assembly
AUGGAACAUAGUAAGGAUAAUAGGAAAAUUUUGCCUUCAACACCAUUAAGUAGAUAUGAAGGCACUGAGAAUGCAGCCAUUGAAAAUUGCAACUUGAUUAGGACAGGGCUUGGACAUGGAAUUCAGAAGCAGGCCUCUGUUGCUGACUUGCUGUGUGCUGAAUGCAAGAAACUGCUGUUUCGACCGGUGGUUCUUAAUUGUGGCCAUGUGUAUUGUGAAUCCUGUAUCAUUGUCCCAAUGCAGGGAAUUCCUAGGUGUCAAAUUUGUCGAAGUUUGCAUCCAAAUGGGUUCCCGAGUGUUUGUUUAGUUCUAGAGCAUUUUUUGGAGGAGCAGUUUUCUGAAAUAUAUGCAGAGAGACGAAAAGGUUCAACACAAGCUCAACAACUAGCUAGACGGUCACCAUCAGUACCUACUAAUGUUUAUUCAUCGUGGAUAUUUGGCAAUGGACCCAAGGUUCACAUUGGAGUUGGUUGUGAUUCUUGUGGGAUGUUGCCAAUAAUUGGGGAGAGGUACAAAUGCAAAGACUGUUGGGAGGAAAUAGGGUAUGAUGUAUGUGAAACAUGCCACAACAAUCCUUCUGAAGUGUCAGGUCGAUUUAAUCAGCGGCAUAAACCAGAGCACAAUUUUAAGAUUGUGCAGCCUCAGAGCAUUUCUGAAUUUAUGCACAUGCUGAACCUUGAUCAGUCUGAUGACUCAGAUGUUCCAGAAGAUGAUGAUGAGCAUGAUUUUCUUCUUCCAGUCUUGUCAGAUGAUGUUCUCCUGGAUGCAGAAGAUGGUUCUAAUGAUGUGGUGGAUGUUUCUACUUUGGUUUUGUCAGUUGAAACUGCGCCAGAUCAAGGAGAUGCUCCUAAUGUCUCCCAGAUCAGCUUGGACUAG